ACGCUUUCCCCUUGGUGCGGUUUCAGCCUGGUCUCCAACCAGCACCCGAGAUAUUCCUAGUGGUCAGACUCAAAAAGACCCAUCGACAUCAGACGGUAGCCACUCAUACCGCGUAUAGCGCUUGUAUCAUAUCAAAGCAUGACGCCAACGUGCCCCAGACACUAUGCUGCUCCGAGCCCGUGAUAGGCUGCGGCCUGGCCGAUGCAUGAAGCUAUGCGACGCGCUUGGUAUCCGAUCUUCACCAGAUUAAGCGUCUCUGCUAGAUUAAGCCGCGAUAACCGGGAAGCUUGGCCCUGGAAUUCUGCAGCAACGUUGAAUCUCAAACACUAGCCGCUCGAAAGGCCAGGUCUAUAACCGACUACACCAUUAUGCACUGGAAGCUAAGCUUUCAAUGACAGCAUCAGUUCACGAUCAAGUCUGAAGAAUGAUCUAUAAAAGCGGCCAUUGUAUCAUCUCUUCAAGUACCAUUUCUCACAACCAACCAGCUUAUCACAGCCCAAAAGCACUGCCCAACUGUUUACUCUCAUUUUGCUUUUCACGGCUACCCUCCUUUCACCAUGGUCAACUUCAAGGCUUCCGUUCUUCUUCUUCCGUUUCUUACCCGCGCCGCUCCCACCUACGACGCCGUCUCUACCGACUUGGAGCCACUACUGGAAGAUGCCCCGACUCCAGUGAUGGAUGAAUUCCCCGGCGACAAGGUCCAAGCUAGAGACGCCGAGGGCGACGACGAUGGAAGAUACGUCGUUGAUGAGAAAUAUCUCACAGAUAAUGUUUCUCGUCUCAAGGCUCGCUUGGAACCUUGCAAACCUAUGAAGAACAACAUCAAUUGCGCUAUUAUUUUGCAUCUUCAGCCAAAUGAGAUCUGCCAUGACGACCAGAAACAUAUGUAUCGCUGCGGCACCCUCAUUAAGGCCUCCAACAAGGGUCAGGCUCCAGAGGCGAAGAAUAGCACUGGCACAGACAAAGACGUCAAGUCAACUAAGGAGAGAAUUUUGUCGCAGCUUACAAGUCCUCGGUGUUAUGACAAAGACGAAAAUAUCUACACGUGUCUUUAUCCAAUCAAAUCUGUCAAGAACAACACAGGGGCUGAACCGGAGGCUGCCCCUCUCAUAGAGGACACAACCAUUGAAGAACCUGGUCUUGAUGCCACACAGGAGAAAGCCGAGGGCCCCGGUACCGACGGGACGAUCGCCGCCAACGCUUCUCACCCUACACCCCAAUCAGCCUGUGGACGGCGAGGUCGCUGCCCUGUUAACCAUAGACUGGUGAUUUGCCACGACAAUUUCGGUCAGCUUCGCAAAUGCGGCCCUCUGAUUGAUCCUUCUAGUGGUCCUCGCCACGGAGGACCACACCACGGAGGACCUGGUGGCUUCCGAAACGGCACGUUGAAAAACAUCACCAGAAUUAUUUCGGGCUCAAAUAAGAGACACCAACCUACAGCCACGCCCAUUCUGGAGGACUUGGUCAUCAAGGAGCAGGGCCUCGAGACUGUGGAGGAGGAGGAUGAAGAAAGCGAAGAAGGCAAUGCUGCCGAGACGAUCAAUCGUAGAGUUGUGACACCUCUCAUUGCACCAGAACGCGAUGGUGCGGCCAUUCUCCGAAAAAAAAUCCUCCUAUGUCAUGAUAACUAUGGCCAUCGACGCGAGUGUGGCCGUAUCAUUCCUGGGGACAACAAGCCAGUCCGCCGCGUGACAUUCAGCGAUGUUAUCGAGUAUGCGCCGGAUAGCAAUGACGAGGAAGCAACUCCUACGAAGCGAUUUGAACCUCUGCAGGCAGAGGCUGAAUCGCUUCUUUUUAAAGAUGAAGAGUUUGAUGCGGACGAUGAGUCCGACUAAGACGACUCUUGUGAAGAGUGGUUUGGCUGGUCCAACCACGACAACGACGAUUCCGGGCUGAACCCUUUGCAUUAAUCUAUAUUUUAUGCGAGCGAGAAAUAUUUAAUUUUAGAGUAUAAUAGCAUGCGAAUAAUAUUAGAUUUUAUUUUGAG
[Torrubiella] hemipterigena is the source of this 1987-nucleotide messenger RNA. Lineage: Eukaryota; Fungi; Ascomycota; Sordariomycetes; Hypocreales; Clavicipitaceae. The record is from the annotation of a GenBank genome assembly.